AUGAUUCCAAGAGGUAGCAACUGUCUGAGGAACUAAAAGAUCCAAAUCUGUAAACAAAUCAUUAUCCUAUUGGCUACCCACAUCUAAUUGAGAUAUCCUUAAUAAAUCUCUAAAUCAAAGUAAAAGAAAGCAGCAACUAAUCUACUUAAGGAUAUUUCUAAAUUUGAUACAAAUAAAGCCAAUAUUACAUCCCUUUCUGGUACUGGCAAAUAAAUCUUAACAUUUAAUUCAACGUAGCAGGAUGAUACUAUGAACAUAUUAAAAAAUAAAGUCAAAUCAAUGUCAUUGACUCAUUUUAGUCAGCAUGAAUCUGCUUCUGGAUCUUAUAGUAAAAACACCUCCUAAUUCGAUAUAAGCAAAUAAUUUUAGUACACUAAUAAUCCAGUUUAUCUUAAGAUCGAAAAUCAAAAAUAAUUCUUCUAAAAAAGGAAGUUAGAAUAAACUAAGGGCCUGUUCAAGCAAGCAGAAAAUCUCGAAAUAAACAGGGUAGUACAUUUUAAAAAAGGAGGUUUUAUUGGUAAAGGUUACUACAUAAUUGAAAUCUCUUCAAGUAAUAAAGCCUUAAACUAAAUCAGAAUUCUCCUGUCAAAGAUCCUAAUGUGA
Stylonychia lemnae is the source of this 603-nucleotide messenger RNA. Lineage: Eukaryota; Ciliophora; Spirotrichea; Sporadotrichida; Oxytrichidae. The record is from the annotation of a GenBank genome assembly.